CAGUGUGGCCCCAGAAGUGCCACCUGUGAGUGCUCAUCAGUGCCAGUGCCCAUCAGUGCCACGUGCCAGUGCCCAUCAGUGCCACAUCAAUGCCACAUAUCAGAGCAUACCAGUGCACAUCAAUGCCACAUAUCAGAGCAUACCAGUGCACAUCAAUUUCCACAUAUUAGUGCCCAUCUGAGCUGCCUUUCAAUGUCACCCAUCAGUGCCAGUCAGUGCCACCUAUCAAUGCCAAUCAGUGCCACCUAUCAGUGCUGUCAAUCAGUGUCGCCUAUCAGUGCCAUCAGUGCCGCCUAUCAGUGCCAGUCAGUGCUGCCUAUC
Molecule: messenger RNA, 321 nt
Organism: Staurois parvus
Lineage: Eukaryota; Metazoa; Chordata; Amphibia; Anura; Ranidae
Source: the annotation of a GenBank genome assembly